Molecule: messenger RNA, 3071 nt
Organism: Ailuropoda melanoleuca (giant panda)
Lineage: Eukaryota; Metazoa; Chordata; Mammalia; Carnivora; Ursidae
Gene: ZNF213
Product: zinc finger protein 213
Exons: 6
Coding region: 674-2116 (480 amino acids)
Biological process (GO): regulation of transcription by RNA polymerase II
Molecular function (GO): RNA polymerase II cis-regulatory region sequence-specific DNA binding; DNA-binding transcription factor activity, RNA polymerase II-specific
Source: RefSeq, a predicted model, not a curated record
GCGGCGGAACUAGGAACGCCUGGGCGGUUGUGGGCGGUGUGUAGCCCGGGGGCGGGACCGGCGACGCGGGUGCGGAGCUGCGAAAUCGAGCGCGGGGCUGCGGGCGGCAGUGGCCGCCGCCCCGAGACAGAGGCCGGAGGGGGUGCGCGCUGCUGGGAAGUGCCGGGGGUGGGGUCGCCUGCGCCCGCGUUGCCCGCCCGCCGCCUCUAAGCUUUGCGCAGGCGAGGCUGCUGGGGUCGGAGCGCGGGGCUCCGGCCAGGUCCGCGUUUCCGCCCGCCGCGACCUGCCGAGCGACCCUGGUGAGUGCCUGGCCCUGUGCGAGCGGAGCCUUCUCCUCGGUCACUGGAGGAUGAGAAUGGAGCGCGUACCUUUCAGGGGUGUUAUGAGGAGUGGAAGAAUAAAGUAAAUAAAGUGCUUAGUGUGUAGUAGAGAAGGACUGGAAGCAAGCUGAAUGCCUCACUCGGGUACCUGUUAAGAAACUGGAGCGCAUCCACACCGUGGAAUCUCCAAGAGCGGCUAAUGAAGAAGCGUUGUUAGGUGGAAAAGCAAGAUACAAAGUAGAGUGCGUGUCCAGAUGCCCACCCGGCUGCCACAGGGGAUCCCUCUGGGAGACUGAAGGGCAGGCUCCCAGGCCAGGUUGAGGCCAGCUAGUCCUGAGCUUUAGGCCAGGGGAAUGGCAGCACCCCCAGAGCCUCAGGAUGAGGCCUCUGGGGAGGGAGAAGGGCUGCUGAUCGUGAAGGUGGAAGAUUCCUCCUGGGAGCAGGACUCUGCCCAGCAAGAAGACAGCAGGGAUUCUGAGGCCUGUCGCCAGCGCUUUCGGCAUUUCUGCUAUAGGGAUGUGGGCGGGCCCCACGAGGCCUUCAGCCAGCUGUGGGAGCUCUGCUGCCGCUGGCUUCGGCCGGAGCUGCGCACCAAGGAGCAGAUCCUGGAGCUGCUGGUGCUGGAGCAGUUCCUGAGCGUGCUGCCCGAAGGCGUCCAGGACUGGGUUCGAGAGCGGUGUCCAGGCAGUGGCGAGGAGGCCGUUGCCUUGGUGGAGGUCCUGCAGAAGCAGCCAGUGAAAGCAUGGCCACAGGAAGUGCCCUCAGAGGAGGCGGAACCCGAGGCUACAGUCCAGGGACCCCAGGCCAAGGGGCUUCCCAUGAAGGUGGGGGCACGAGGCUGGCCACCCGCACCUUGGGAGCAGCACAGCCGUGGUGCCCGGUUUCCUGCUCUUAAAGAAGGGAGUACCCGAGAGACGACCGACCCCUGCUGUGCCUCUGAGGGCCACGGACCUGUGACAUUUGGAGACAUUCCCUUCUAUUUCUCCCGGGAAGAAUGGGGGUCUCUGGACCCUGCUCAGAGGGAGCUCUUCUGGGACAUAAAGCGAGAGAACUCCCGGAAUGUUGCCCUGGCUCUGGUCCCAGAACCCAGUGGAACUGAAGAGGCCGCCCCCUCUCGGCUUGCGGGUUUGGGGCUCAAGAGCCAAAGCGAGCAAUCAGGGCUGGAGGAGGCGGCGACGCUGCCGGGCCAGGGCGGCGGCGGCGGUGGGCGCGGCGACGUGACUGUGUCCUGGCGCCCCGAGGAGGCCAAGGCCUGGGAGGGCGUGGUCCGGCCGGGGGCGCCCCUUGGCCGCGCGGUGGGGGCGCGGAGGGGGCGGCCGCCCACGCGCCGGCGGCAGCUGCGGGACCUGGCGGCCGAGAAGCCGCACAGCUGCGGCCAGUGCGGCAAGCGCUUCCGCUGGGGCUCGGACCUGGCGCGCCACCAGCGCACGCACACGGGCGAGAAGCCGCACAAGUGCCAGGAGUGCGAGAAGAGCUUCCGCAGCUCGUCGGACCUGGUGCGCCACCAGGGCGUGCACACGGGCCAGAAGCCCUUCUCCUGCUCCCAGUGCGGCAAGAGCUUCAGCCGCAGCGCCUACCUGGCCGACCACCAGCGCAUCCACACGGGCGAGAAGCCCUUCGGCUGCAGCGAGUGCGGCAAGAGCUUCUCGCUGCGCUCCUACCUGCUGGACCACCGGCGCGUGCACACGGGCGAGCGGCCCUUCGGCUGCGGCGAGUGCGACAAGAGCUUCAAGCAGCGCGCCCACCUCAUCGCCCACCAGAGCCUGCACGCCAAGAUGGCCCAGCCCGUGGGUUGAGGGCUGGCGAGGGCCCUGCGGCCCACCAGGGGCUGGGGCGGGGUGUGGUCUCCCCAGGGCGAGGCAGCCGCCCCCGGGGUUCUCUCCGCAUCUGCCGCCUCUAUCCCGGCUGCCCAGCCCCCUCCCCGGGCCUGGCCCACACUCCCAGGGAAUGUAAAGCCCCGAGCACCUCGCGGCCAUUCCCUUUCUUGCUUCCGGGGUUUCUCUUGCCCUCUGGCUUCCUGGGGCCCCAGCACAUUGCUGGCCCGUGGCCUCAGCCUGGGAGAAAGGCUUGGGCGUCAGAGACUGUGAGGACUCUGGCAGGGCCUGGGGUCCCCCCUCCCCAGCCUUGCUUGCCCCGUGGCUCUUUCUUCCCUGCCCUGCCGGCUGAGUCCGUGGGCCUGGCCUUCUGCCCUGCCAAGCUGUGCCUUCCGGUGGGUGUGGAGGACAGGCCUUGACCUGCAGGCUGCUGCUGGGCUCCGGGAGGGACAGCUGAUUGAUCGCUGUGAGGAUCUGGGUCCUGGGUGUGGCCACAGGGGCUUUCCAGCCACAUCCCCUCCCAUUUCCAGGCCAUAACCACUUUGCCUCAUCUGGAGACGUGGAAACUGCCUGCCUCCUCUCUUAGCUGGCUUGCCCCCCCAAGUGAGUCCCUGUGAGAGACCCCCUGCCAAUCUGGUGAGGGUGGUGGGGGCUCAAGGGACAGGAGGCCCACACUGAAGACCAAGGACUGGGCUGGUGGAGGCUGGCUGUUCCCCGCUCCUCCCCUCUCCAGAGGUGUGGGGUUUGUGACACUUAACACUAGCACUCCGUCAGCGCUUGGUUGCUGACUCCCUAAGCACUGCGCUCCACGUGCUGUCUGCAUCGUCCGCAGACCGGCAUUCACAGGGACAGACCACAGGCUCCCCAAAGGAGCUUGGCUCUGCUGGUCUCAAAAGGGGAGCAGAGGACGUUGAAUAAAUAACGGAAACUUCCUCUA